Messenger RNA from Brassicogethes aeneus, 837 nucleotides. The record is from the annotation of a GenBank genome assembly. Lineage: Eukaryota; Metazoa; Arthropoda; Insecta; Coleoptera; Nitidulidae.
AUGAACAGCAUAAACAAAUAUUAUAUUUUUAUGAUUGUAUAUAAAGUAUUUGGGAUUGCAACAGAAGAUAUUCCCAAAAUAGACACAAGAAUAUGGAAAGGAAUAGAGCCUAACAGCACAUUAUUUUGUCAUCAAGCCUCAAUUUUUAAGAAUGGUCACUUUAUAUGUGGUGGCUCUAUAAUAACAAAAAAUCACAUAUUAACAGCAGCUCACUGUUUUUCAAACGUUGCCCGCAAGAAAUAUUAUCAAAUAGGUGUAAAUGGUACCAAAUUAGACAGUUUGAGGAUAUAUGCAGUCGGUUUCAUUUUUGUGCACGAACGGUAUGGAAAACCAAGACCAGAAGAUCACGAUAUCGCCGUUAUAAAACUCAAAUCAUAUUUAACUUUUGAUGAUACAGUAAACCUUAUAAGUUUAUCUAAUUUUUCGCACGUGCCUUCUGACACGGAGUGCUUAAUUGCAGGAUUUGGAGCCUCAGAAAAGGCAUUAAAGCCUGAUACAUUGACUUAUGUUUACGUAAAAAUUGUAUUAAAUGCAAUUUGCAGCACCUAUUUUGGUACUCUCCGCAAAGGAAUGAUUUGUGCAGAGGGCAUAGAGCCUCAGCAAGGCGUUUGCAUUGGUGAUUCAGGUGGCGGAUUGAUGUGCUUUGAGAAAUUGACUGGAAUAGUUUCGUUUACGCUCCAUAGUUAUCCGUAUUGCACAAAAACUCCAGCAGUAUACACGGAUGUGUUUUAUUAUAAGGACUGGAUUAAAACGCAAUUGCAAAGGGAAAGCUCUUGCAUAGCAGAGCCAAAGGUUUCUUUAAUAGUUUUGUUGGCACUGUUAUUAAAAAAAUGCUAA